UGCUUUUAGAGAACAAUGUUUACAAUCGUGAAGCCACAAAGCAGCAACUAGCUUAGUUAUUAACAACAACGCAUGUUUAUAUGUAGUUGUGUUUAGUGAUUGACUAUUAAUUGACAUUUCUACGCUGAUUAAUUCGCGUUGGAAGAUGAAUUCGUCCCGCCAGCGGAACGAACAAGUUCGUUCGGACUGCGAGGAGCUGCUUGCUCGCUUCCAACAAACCGACUCUGUGCGCUUUGAGAAUUUCUCCAGAAUAUGGAGAGAAAUGAAGUUCGGACAAAUAUUUUACGGCACAGCGGGCCGCGAGAAGCGGGCGUUCAGCCGCCUGGUGUUGGACGUUGCCUCCGUCUACUUCCUGCCCCCGUUCAGCUUCCAGAUCCGAGUGGGAGGACUUUACCUGAUCUACGGCCUCUACCACUGCCAGACCGCCUCGCCCCGCGUCGGGAUCCGCGUGGCGCUGAAGGACUGGGAGGACGUGCUGGGCUUCCAGAAGGACGCGCUCGGAGCUCAGCAUCUGGACGCCGUCUUCGUCCUCCGUCGGCUACGCUUCCAAAAAGCCUUCCGCUUCACCGCCAUGCCCCAAGUGCUGACGUUCGAGCGGCGCGCCAAGGAGGCUCGUUCUCAGCUGGGCAACAAAUUCGUGGCGAGGGCCUGCGGCCCUCAGGAGCUCCUCAACCGAGACGCCAUGGAGGAGCUGUCCAACGUCCACGAGCUUUACGGCCAGCUCAAGUCGUCCGUCUACUCGCCGGCGCGACGGGAGCGGCUGGGCGUCGACCUGACCCGCGAGAACUUGCCGGCGCGGCUGCAAGGGCACGUGGUCGGCUUCCACAGCUGGCAGAAGAGGGAGCGGCAGGAAGCGAGCGACGGCGACGAGGGCGUCAGCGAGGGAACGUCCGCGCGAGCGGAGAGUUCCCGAAGAGCUCAACUCCUGUCAUCCAUCAAGUCCAAAGCGUACGGACAAGCAGCCGAGGCGUGCAAGUCUCGCCGCCAUCGGCAAGUGGAAGUGGAUGCCGGCGACUCGUCUGGCCCCGCCCCCCCGAAAGGACGCAGCACGUCCAGAAGAAUUUCGCUCAAAGCGAGAACCCACGAGAACGUUCGCAUCGCAGGUGAAAUGUGGAAAGAGGCCACCACGGCCACUAGCAUCAAUCGUCUCACCGCCGUGGAACGUGGCCCUGAAGCCAAAAAAGAAGAAAGAUCGUGAAGUGACCCGCAGACUUUGCUGAGCAAUAUUUUUCUGUUGCUUUUCCUGAGUGUCGAGCAGCGUUCAUGAAGGCAAACACACUCAACAUUGACAUGCAGUUUCAUGGUGCAACUUUGGAAGAAAAUGGCGGCCGCCUUCCUGAGGCUUUUUUCGCUGCCAGCAAGUUUUUCUGAUUGUCAUGUUUUCUAUGUUGUGCAGCAGUACAUGACACGUUUUAUUGUUGUUUGGAAUUGAAAAUCCUCAAAAUCUGCAGACAUUCAAGUGAAAUCAUUCGUAUUAUUAUCUGACUGAAGUCAAAUUGAAUCUUUUAUUUGUGCUCGACAUGUUUGGGUGCUCAGUGGCCAUGUUUGGUUUUUAAAAGGGACAAAUGGAACGGCUCAUUCGGAGAUGUGAUUACCCAAAACAUUGAUUUCAAAGUUGUAUAUGAAAGUUGUGCAAUUGUUUAUUUUAACCAUAAAACUAUUGUAUUAUGUAUAAUUAGUAUAAUUCUCGUCACACAAUUUAUUUAAAACAUUUUAAUGAACUGGAUGUCAAAUUGUUCAAUUUACUUUUUCAAUAACAUUUCAUCAAUUCCCCUUUUAUACUAAUAAUUACAUUUUAACUCACCAAUUUCAAGCCCCAAACCCCCCAAAAAAGUGGGGAACGGAUUCUUCAAGGAAGGAUUAUCAGGCGCUUGAUUGGGUAAACGCUCGCUAGGCCGGAUUAAAGAUCAUCCAGUAGAAGUUUUAAGUCGGACUUCUGAUACAGUGUUGUUUCGUUCAAAAGAACAAAUCUUUUCAGUAAACGUAGCGAACUGAAUUAGUUUAUGAAAUGAUUUCGUUCUUUGCGCUCUCCCGCCGUUAGCCAGCCCGCUCGGACCGGAAACGGAAGCGUUCUGUGCGGUCUCGACGCGUCAAGAGACGCGCAGUCGGUGCGGCGCGGCGGAGAAGGUCCGGUCAAUUUUCAAAAUAAAACACAUUGACACGCGAAUUGCAGUACAACAGAAAUGAAAUAAAUUGGUCAUUGCUUCUCUGCGGCCCGGUAACAAAUGCCUCACGGCCCGGUACCGGUCCGCGGGCCGGUGGUUGGGGACAACUGCGGUAGACCACCUCAAUAUGAACUCCUGCCCGAUGAUAGCUGGCAUAGGCUCCGGCACGCCCGCGACCCGCGUGAGGAGAAGCGGCUCGGAAAAUGGAUGGAUGGAUGAAAUUUGCCUGAUUUCUUGGCUUUUUCGUUUUGGGCCAGGCCCAUGUCCACCUGCACCCGAUGCCAGCUUCAAGCUGUGCCACGUGGGUAGCAUCCGCCUCUUUAAGCGCUCUCGUUCUGGAAAACAAUUGACUACAAUCGUUGUCUGUUUCACUAUUACCGACUUCAAAGGCUAAUCCCAAAUGCAUCCUCCAGCAAAAUAUGAAUUACAAUCUUUUUCUGUUUUUUAUUGGCCAUUUCUGAAUUUGAAGUUAGCUCAUUCUGUGUUGUGACAUAAUCCCUAAAAUCGCUCCGUCGCUUAAUACAUCUAACUUUAACAUCCGUCAAUUAAUUCGAGAAAUGUACUUAAUACAAGAUUCACUAGCGGAUCGACUCUUGUCGCCGACGUUACGUGCGCUUCGCCGUUCCGCAACCGGGGCCGCGACCCGCAGCGCCUCGACGCGGCGCGACAAAUACGACACGGGCCGAUCCGAUGAGCAAAAACGUUGCUUAAACGUAAGAGGGUGUCUGCUCCGGAGGCGGGUGGAGUAGCCAAAUCUUGGACUCCAGGAAGAGUACUCUUACUUGACAGUAAAUGUGACUCAAGUCAAAGUCAAAAGUAGUCCUCCCAAAAAGUACACAGUGGAAUAAUUACUCAAGCACUGAGUAAAUAGGGAGUAACUUCAGACUUUUUUUAACCACUGCAUGAACAUCAAUAAAAUAAAAUAAAAAAUACAAAAUAAAAUUUACAAAUUCUGAUAUUGCUGUGUGUGUGUGUGUGUUGCACAGACAAAACUACAAUAUCUGCAAUUUACUGCACGGGGGUUUUCUCAAGUUAGAAGUGGGCUGGAAUCACCACGUUUGGACAGACAGUGCCAGACAAAUACUGCAAUAUAUGAAAGCUGUUGUUUUUGUUCGACUAAAUGUGAACAAGACUUUGCGUUCAGGGUAACGACGACCUUCCCGACAUGGCCGCCACUGAGGCACACAGCGGGGCCGGCUU
Phycodurus eques (leafy seadragon) is the source of this 3365-nucleotide messenger RNA. It is a transcript of the gene snapc1b, whose product is annotated as small nuclear RNA activating complex, polypeptide 1b. The record is from RefSeq and is a predicted model, not a curated record. Bases 146 to 1198 code for a protein of 350 amino acids. The transcript has 10 exons. Gene Ontology annotation, molecular function: sequence-specific DNA binding. Gene Ontology annotation, biological process: snRNA transcription by RNA polymerase II; snRNA transcription by RNA polymerase III. Lineage: Eukaryota; Metazoa; Chordata; Actinopteri; Syngnathiformes; Syngnathidae. Gene Ontology annotation, cellular component: snRNA-activating protein complex.